AAUAAAAACUGCAGCCAACUUCCGAGGCGGCCUCAUUGCCCAGCGGCCCCCAACCUCUGACAGCUUCGGUCCGCCCCGUGCGCCCCGUCCUCCACCGGCCCCCGCCCCGCGCCCCGGGACCUCCCCUCCUCCAGCACCACCGCUUGCUCACUCGAUUCGCUGGGACACACCAUGGACAAGUUUUGGUGGCGCGCAGCCUGGGGACUCUGCCUAGUGCAGCUGAGCCUGGCGCAGAUCGAUUUGAAUAUCACCUGCCGCUAUGCAGGUGUAUUCCACGUGGAGAAAAAUGGUCGCUAUAGCAUCUCUCGGACGGAGGCAGCUGACCUCUGCAAGGCUUUCAACAGCAGCCUGCCCACCAUGGCUCAGAUGCAGAAGGCCCUGGACCAGGGGUUUGAGACCUGCAGGUAUGGGUUCAUUGAGGGGCACGUGGUGAUCCCCCGGAUCCACCCCAACUCCAUCUGUGCGGCAAACAACACAGGGGUGUACAUCCUCACCUCCAACACCUCCCAGUACGACACGUACUGCUUCAAUGCCUCAGCUCCACUCAAAGAAGAUUGUACUGCAGUCACAGACCUGCCCAAAGCCUUUGACGGACCAAUUACCAUAACUAUUGUUAACCGGGAUGGCACCCGCUACAGCAAGAAAGGCGAGUACAGAACAAACCCUGAGGACAUCAAUCCCAGCAACUCUACUGAUGACGACGUGAGCAGUGGGUCUCCCGGGGAAAGGAGCACUUUCGGAGACUACACCAUCUUCCACACUCACCUUCCCACCACAAACCCAACCUCUGACGACGACAUUCCCUCGGACAGUACUCCAACUACCAUUACUUCAACUGUGCACUCAAACAGCCAUGCAGCAACUCAGGAGCAAACUAACUGGCUAUGGUCCUGGUUUGGUAAUUCACAACCUAAGACUCAGGAUCUCACAACAACAGCAACCUCAGCUUUGAUGAGUACUAGAGGUACAACUUUUGAAGCAACAACUAAGAAGCCAGAAGUUCAGGAUUGGCUUCCAUGGUGGUUUGAACCAUCAGAGUCUAAGAAUCAUCUUCACACAACACCACAAGCGGCUGGUACGGAUUCAAAUACCAACUCAGCAGGCUGGGAGCCAAAUGAAGAAAAUGAAGAUGAAAGAGACAAACACUUCAGUUUUCCUGGAUCAGGCAUUGAUGAUGAUGAAGAUUUUAUCUCCAGCACCAUUUUGAUCACACCACGGAUUUCUGACCACACAAAACAGAAUCGAGACUGGACACAGUGGAGCCCAAGCCAUUUGAAUCCAGAAGUACUGCUUCAGACAACUACAAGGAUGACUGAUGUAGAGAGAAGUGGCAGCAGUACUCAAGGACGAAGCCUGACUCAGGAACCAGAGCCUCCUCUCAUUCAUCCCGGGCAUCAUGAUGAAGAGGAGACUCAGCAUUCUACAAGCACAUCCUGGGUGACACUUAAUAGCACAACUGAAGAAACAGCUACUCAGAAAGAACAGUGGUUUGGGAACAGAUGGCAUGGGGGGAACCUCCAGAUACCAGGAGAAUAUUCUCAUUCAAUAGCAGGGCCAUCGGCCUCAGCCCACAACAGCCAUCCCAGUCCAAAAACAACAACAGAGAGUCAAUGGGACAGUUCCUGGACUGAUUUCUUCGACCCAGUUUCACAUCCAAUGGGACAAGAUCAUCCAGCAGAGAGAAGCAUGGAUAUGGACUCCAGUCUCAGUACAAUGCCUCAGCCCACUUCAGAUCCAAACACAGGUUUGGUGGAAGACCUGGACAGGACGGGACCUCUUUCAAUGACAACUCAGCAGAGCCCUCUCCAGAGCUUCUCGACAUUACAUGGAGGCUUGGAAGAAGAUAAAGACCAUCCAACAACUUCUCUGACAUCCAGAAAUAGGACUCAUGGCAGAGGAGGAAGAAGAGGUGAAAAUCUCCCUGCUGACUCAACUACUUCCCUGCAAGGUUAUACUCCUCACUACCCAGAAACAAAGGAAAAUAGGACCCUCAUCCCAGUGACCCCUACUAGGACUGGGGCCUUUGGAAUGACUGAAGUUGCUGUUGUUGGGGAUUCCAACCCUGAUGUUGAUCGCUCCUUACCAGGAGACCGAGGCUCAUCCAUCGACCCCAGCAAGAGGUCCCAUACCACGCACGGAUCUGAAUCAGCUGGUCACUCAAGUGGGAGUCAAGAUGGUGGGGUCAACACAACUUCUGGUCCCAUCAGGAAGCCCCAAAUUCCAGAAUGGCUGAUCAUCCUGGCAUCCCUCUUGGCCCUGGCCUUGAUUCUUGCGGUUUGCAUCGCGGUCAACAGUCGAAGAAGGUGUGGGCAGAAGAAAAAGCUGGUGAUCAACAAUGGCAACGGAGCUGUGGAGGACAGAAAACCCAGUGGACUCAACGGAGAAGCCAGCAAGUCUCAGGAAAUGGUGCAUUUGGUGAACAAAGAGUCAUCAGAGACCCCAGAUCAGUGUAUGACAGCAGAUGAGACACGGAACCUGCAGAAUGUGGACAUGAAAAUUGGGGUGUAACGUCUACCCCUUUACCUUGGAAAGAAACAGCUUUGGAGACAUAACCAUUACAGGGAGCUGGGACACUGAACAGAUGCAAUGUGCUACUGAUUGCUUUAUUGGGGGAUCUUUUUUUUAGCAUAAAAUUUUCUACUCCUUUUUGUUUUUUUUUUUUUUUGUUUGUGUGUUUUGUUUUUUAAAGUCAGGCCCAGUUUGUAAAAAUAGCAUUGCUUUCUGACAUGAAGACCCAAUCAAUAAUCCGCAAAAUUUGAUCGUUCCAGUUCCCACGUAGAGGCCUUCCAUCUUCCGGGGUGUGCUAUGGAUGGCUUCUUUCAAAUGCCACAAAUACAUAUUCUUGAUCCCCAACCUUCCCCUUACCCCACCUCCCAGGUGGCAGCCACCAGCUGAGGACAUUCCCAGAGCUAAGAGGGAUGGGCCCUGGAGAGGAAAUUUGAAUGGGUCCAUAUUGCCUCUCCAGCAGUCCAGUCCCUGGGCAUUGCUUCCCAGUGGGGUAGGGGUCAGGGUGUACUGGUUAUACCUCCCCUUUUACAAACACCCCCUGGAGAUUUUUCAGAUGCUUCUGGGAGACACCCACAGGGUGAAGCUAUUUAUCUGUAGUAAGCUAUUUAUCUGUGUUUUUGAAAUAUUAAACCCUGGAGGUCCUUCAAUCAGUAUGAUUUUUUUAAAGUUACUUUGCCAGAGGCAUAAAAGGGUUUAAGCUGAUUCAUAAUAAAUAUCUCUACUUCUUCCAUCUUAAUCCUUUGUGUCCUUCAGUUUCUAACCCAGGAAGGUCUGGACUCUGCAGCUCAUGAGGAUGAUUGGAGAAUGGCCCUCCUGGAAGUCACCCCAGAGCCCCACAGCCCUCUCUUAGGCUCACUUAGCCAGGUCUCCUAGAAGAUCCAGGAAGCAGCACCAUUUCAUGUGUGAGGCUGGCCAGCAGCUUUCUGCCCUGUCCUGGAGUCAGAAUUGUAAGCAGAAGGCUUCAGCCACUUUGACUUUUAGUGGGUACCUGUCCUCUUCCCUGAACAGCUUUGGAAGGUCACAUUAAGUUUGCAUGACCUACCACCAGGGGGGGUGGGUGGGGCUCUUUCAUCCACUCUGAUCCUUUUUGUGAUUUCCAGAAACAUCACGAAAGUGUCUUUUGAAGACUUUUAAUAACAUGAAAGCCAGUGAGGGUGAACGAAUACAGUCAAUAGUAAACUGGUAGGCAUGGUUUGGUGAGGGGCAUGUGGCAUAGGUCCAAUCGGACUGCUAAGACUUUAUCAAGCCAGUGGUUGGGUUCCAUGCUAUUAAGACUCAGGAUGAGUCAAGAACAUGGGGAAUCCCUCCAGUUACUGGGAUUCCCAUCAUUGCAAUACUAGCACCAGAUAAACAAGUUUAUGACCAAACAUGAGAAUAACAGCAUUGUUGCCUGAUUUAACUUGGCAAGCCCUUUGCAGCUUUUAUUUGUCAGGGAGUCAGGGUGUCCUGCUUGCCCUGGAACUUCCGAGGUCUACAGACCAUAGAAGAGUAUCUAUAAAGUAAAAGCUCCUAUGAAAUGAGACUCCUUUUCCUAAGCUUCCCUUUAAAAAACCACUUGUUGCCCAAAUAUAUAGGCUUGAUGGGCAAUGUUUCUCAGAUCGAAAAAUAAAAAAAAAAAGAUGAAAUCAGGUGGGGUUUAUACAAAGUCUUGGUGUGAAGGGAAUAUUCCAAGGAGAGAUGCCAACUUCCUGCACUCAGUCCCAAUUCCUGCUUUUCCCUACACACUCCCCUCUCUCCCUCCUCUUUCCCACCCUCUCUCUACCCCCAACCCCUGCCAUGAUCUUGAGAAACAUCCCUUCUCUUUGGUGAAUGUUGUUGGUCAGUUCCAUAUUCAGCUGUCUUGGUUUCUUUCUUUAUCAAGUUGAAUAAGAAUGAACAUCAGACCACUCUGUUAUUACCAACACUAGGGUUAAAAUGUUGGCGAUUUCCUGGGUCUCCAAAGAACCACACAGCCUCACCCAGGUUCGUUUGCCAGAAUGCAGACAGCCACAACACAACCAGCUGCAAGACUCCAGGCUCUCUACCUGUCCCUCGGGCUCUUUUGGGAGCCAUGGAUGAUGAGUUUCACAGCUAAGGAUGGUUUCAACCCUUUCUAGACAUUCUCCCAGAAUUAGCCUGGGACAGGAGAUUCUUUUCAACUUUAUUUUGGAGUUAAACAUGAUCUUGCUUUUGUUAUUGGUAUAGUCCUCAACUUGGAUAUACCUCUGUUUUCUCAAGAUAGAAAGGUGGGAGGAAUAGAACUUCCAAUGGAGAGCUGCCCAAUCUUUGCAAUAUCCCUAAAUUGCCUGAAGUUUAUAGCAUAGGAGUGUUCUCACCCCUUGAACAUGGUGAUCAUGACCCUGGAAGGACAGCUUGGUCCUAAGCACAGCAUUUCUACCAUGUGAUAUGGGCUUUAUUUAAAAUAAAAUUCAGGAGCUUUAAUUAUUUUUUGAAGCAACUUGAGAUCUUAAGAUGUCAUUUUUCUUGCAGUUGUAAAUCUUUGAUGUCUCCUAAGGGCUUUGCUUAAAUUUGUUGAAUGAAAAAUCAAAUGGGAUAAAACAUACCUUCAAGUCUUGAUUUUCCAGGUUCUAGCCUGGAAGUAUGGAUUUUUCCAACAGAACUCAAAAAUUUUCCAUUGAGAUCCUUAAUACCAAGAACUAUUUUUUGUAGUCAACAGUCAUUCAAUACUGUUACAGCAGAGGAGUAGAGGGAGGAAACAUUCAAUUUUCCUGGCAGAAUAAAAGGUAUUUAAGAAUAAGAAUAACAUAGUCUAUUCAUCUUCAGGUCAUAGCUAUGUCUUUUUGUAAACCAUUUGUAUCAUUUUCAAAGAAAAGCUCCUUGUUCAUUCAGGUGCAAUGACUGCUAUUGUUACUUUGAUUUUUGCGAGCACGCCCUUCCUCUGACUUUUGUAUAUUUAUUGAUGGACCAAUAAUAAUGAGGAAAGCAUGAUAUGUAUAUUGCCCAGUUGAAAGCACUUAUUGGAAAAUAUUAAAAGGCUAACAUUAAAAGGACCAAGAAAAUGGA
Messenger RNA from Oryctolagus cuniculus (rabbit), 5511 nucleotides. It is a transcript of the gene CD44, whose product is annotated as CD44 molecule (IN blood group). Gene Ontology annotation, biological process: cell adhesion; inflammatory response; positive regulation of ERK1 and ERK2 cascade. Gene Ontology annotation, cellular component: plasma membrane; macrophage migration inhibitory factor receptor complex; basolateral plasma membrane. The record is from RefSeq and is a predicted model, not a curated record. NCBI's taxonomy places the organism in Eukaryota, Metazoa, Chordata, Mammalia, Lagomorpha, Leporidae. Gene Ontology annotation, molecular function: hyaluronic acid binding; cytokine receptor activity.